GGCAGCGGCGACGAGCGAAAGAAAGAAAAAAUAAAGAGAGGGAAAUAAUAGCCGGGGGCCCGCUACUACUGCCGCAGGUCUCGCCGCAUUUCACGGGGCAGUCAUAGCACCGCCUCGAUCCUGCGUGGAAGUGGCUCAAGGCCAAAAAUACUCUCGUGCUCGCCGAUGUGUAAACAUCGAGCGCGCUCGGGUUUCUUUAACGCGCACCUUCUCUCAUCGUAAUCGCGAGUCCAAGUUACGUGGGGCCGACCUUACGUACCGCGUAUUUCAAUUUUGCUUUGUGAGUGAGAGGCACGAUUUAUCGGCGCUGGGCGCAUAAAGCGUCGGUUAGCCGCGCGGGUUCGUCUUUUAUCCUCUUGGCUCGCGAUUAGCAUUACCGUUGAGUAUCGGCGAGUCGUACGCGCGGAGGACACUUUAGUUCUUUUCUUUACUUCGGGUAGAAUUUAUAACGAGCCCGAGGCUGCGCCACUUUAAAGGUGCUCUUUAUGUAAGUAGUCAGGCGCUUUGAUUCGAUGGAUGGAGAUUAAGUACUUGGAUAUGAUAAUAGUGAAGCGGCAGUUGGAGAAUACCUGAGGCAGUGGAGCAUGGAAUAGAGACAGAGUGGCUGUGUCGUCGCAUGAAUCAUCUUAUUACGAUAGAUCAUUAUCAUUAACGUACUUGAAAUGUUAAGGAAAUUUAUUGGAGGUCAAUAUGUCGCAGAAGGCUCAACACUUGCAAGUUAUAAGAGAAAGGUUUCUUCGAUUAACCGAAGAGUUUCUCGAACGAGGAGUAUCUCUAGCAGAUUUAAGACUUGCCAGUAUUACAGAUAUACAAGACCAACGUAAUAAUCAGUCAGCCUUGGGCUUUAUGUACAAUAAGAAGCUUAUUCUAGUUAUUCUAUUGCCACUUUUGUAUAGCAUAAUCGUCGAGCGAUACGGUAUUGAUUUUGUGAUCGAGUACACACAAGGUACAAGAUGUUUAAUACCAAACAAUUACUUAGUAUGGGAAUUCACGCGGCCCGUCUCAAAUUGCGAUUUUUGUCGGGGUGUCAAUUCGGCUCUAGUCCUAGAUAAUUUAACGAGAGAGGAGUUUGGAAAGUACGCGUAUUCUUCGAAGCCGAUAAUUGUGAAGAAGGCUGCUAGCCACUGGUUGGCUUCCAAAGUAUUUAGUUUACAUUUCUUCCGUAGCUUAUACGAACAUAUAAACGGUGCUUACGAAUCCAUCGAAGAAGAAUGCCAAUUCUUACACUUUCGAAGCAAUUUUGCCAAUUUGAAGGAAGUAUUUUCUAUGAGCGAACGAAGGGCGCUGAAUUUACCUGGCGAAGAGUCCUGGUACGUUGGAUGGAAAAACUGCCAUCCUCAAGUUCUAGAUAUAAUGAAGAAAUUUUAUGAGCCGCCUCACUUUUUACCAGACGAUGCAGAAAUACCAAAUACAAAUUAUAUAUUUUUAGGAUACGAGCAGGGUGCUGUCAUGCAUCUCGAUUACAUUCCUCGACUUAUGUGGCAAGGCCAGGUGAUUGGUAGUAAAACAUGGACUGUCGCGCCAACACCAGAAUGCGACGAUGUUUGUGAAAAAUUUAAUUUUUUCGUUGAUACGGGAGACAUAGUACUACUGGAUACGAGAAUAUGGUAUCAUGGCACACAAGUAGAAAAUGGACAGUUUAGUCUCACUGUCACUUCCGAGUACGGAUAGACUGACUAUCAAGAUGUUAGAUUAUUUUAUGCGUAAAAUAUUUUAAUUCCACAGAUUGCUCACUAAGCAAUCGUGAAUUAAAGUUUUUUUAUUUUAAAUUACGACUUAGGUUUUAUUGAUCUAAGAUAAUUUUAUAAAUAUU
This is a messenger RNA of Ceratosolen solmsi marchali, 1813 nucleotides long. RefSeq lists its product as uncharacterized. NCBI's taxonomy places the organism in Eukaryota, Metazoa, Arthropoda, Insecta, Hymenoptera, Agaonidae. The record is from RefSeq and is a predicted model, not a curated record. The coding region runs from base 691 to 1671 and encodes 326 amino acids. Gene Ontology annotation, molecular function: 2-oxoglutarate-dependent dioxygenase activity. The transcript is spliced from 3 exons.